AUGAGGUUCCUCGUCGCUCUGCUACUUGUGGUCCAGCUGGCCUCCGCCUUGUUCGGGCUUGGAGGGAAGUCAACCAAAAAGACGACCACCACCAAGCAAGUCGCUGCCACCACAACCAAGACGACGACGACGACCACCACCCAUGCAUUGACAACCACAACUACAACCACCACUGCUGCUUCUACCGCUACCACUACUUCAACUACGACUUCCACCACUACGGUUCAGCCUACCACCUCUUCGACCAAUGAUGUAACCUCGUCCACAACCUCAUCAACAUCCACCAGCACCACAGCCCUAACAUCCUCAACCACCACCAAACCCACCACCUCGACCGCAAUCAAGUCAACAACCACCAAGCCCGACCCCUCUACCAGCGUCACCACACACACCACCGACACCAACCUGCACUCGGCCUUCUCCGCCACCGUCCAGCCCGGAACAACCACCACACACACCGUCGCCCCUUCCGGGAGUGCAGCACACACCCUCACCUCCUCCAGAUCAACCAUAACCCCAGCAACCACUUUCUCCUCCGCCCACCUGUCCAUCACCUCCUCCUCGGCCAUCCCCUCCUCCUCCGCCUCCAUCGACACCGCCAUCUACGCGUACUACUCCUCGUUGAUCUCCCUUGCAUCCGUCUUUGACGAGGCCAGCGCCUGCGAGUACGUCGCGUCGUCUACUGCCGUGGCCGUUGCGGCUUCGAGUACUGCGUGAUCGGGGAUGGAAUGGAGAGGAGGCAUUCGCCAGAUGCAUUGUGGCCUUGAAAGACAAGGGUGUGUCAUUUCUCCUUUGUGAAUGUGACUUCUUUGUAUUCUUGACAUUUUCUUUGUUCCUGGUGGAUGUAAGAUACGAGAGCACGCUGGGGUUGUGUAGAAG
This is a messenger RNA of Aspergillus uvarum CBS 121591, 879 nucleotides long. RefSeq lists its product as uncharacterized. The record is from RefSeq and is a predicted model, not a curated record. Lineage: Eukaryota; Fungi; Ascomycota; Eurotiomycetes; Eurotiales; Aspergillaceae. The coding region runs from base 1 to 717 and encodes 238 amino acids. The transcript has a single exon.